AUGGGCGACAAUGGCGCUGAGAAGAAGCCAAGAGAUCGGAGCAAAAGCUCAGAGAGCGGCACUCCAGAUUGGUUGCGCGAGCGGCGCAAGAAAGCAGCCCGCGGAGAAUUGAGAGAGGACCGAGGAGCGAUGGGAGGAGGUGGCAAGGGAGAUUUUGGCGACAAGGGCGGCAAAGGUGGCGGUAAAGAGCCAAGGCCUGGCGAUUGGAAAUGUCCAUCAUGUGGAGCAAACAACUUCGCCAGGAGGACGGAGUGCUUCAAGUGCGGUACACGCAAGCCUGCGGAAGGCGGUGGAGGCCGUCGAGAUUCCCGGUCCAGAUCACGACGCCGACGCUGA
Messenger RNA from Symbiodinium pilosum, 336 nucleotides. Lineage: Eukaryota; Dinophyceae; Suessiales; Symbiodiniaceae. The record is from the annotation of a GenBank genome assembly.